Spea bombifrons (plains spadefoot toad) is the source of this 2545-nucleotide messenger RNA. It is a transcript of the gene SLC6A15, whose product is annotated as solute carrier family 6 member 15. Gene Ontology annotation, cellular component: membrane. Lineage: Eukaryota; Metazoa; Chordata; Amphibia; Anura; Pelobatidae. The record is from RefSeq and is a predicted model, not a curated record. The transcript is spliced from 12 exons. Gene Ontology annotation, biological process: sodium ion transmembrane transport; L-leucine transport. Gene Ontology annotation, molecular function: proline:sodium symporter activity. Bases 320 to 2515 code for a protein of 731 amino acids.
AGGUCUCCUCCCACCCAUUCUUCUUCUUCUUAACCCAGCACUCUUACAACAUGUGCAGAUCCGUCAUCACACACUGUACACACAGCAGGCGUGCUCUCUGAUCGCAUCUAGCAUCAACUUGGACAACACCAGGACUCCCCAUCAUUAUCUGCUGUCCCCAAGGAGAUACACAAGCAUCAUGGACAUUUAACAUACAGUCAUAAGAGCACUUUCCAUCCUGUACCCAAACCUAAAAUUUGAAAUCAUCCUGAUCUUAAGUGGAACUUGAAAACUAUACACCUAAAAAUUUGAACCACUGCUAAAACUUGUGGUUCUUCAGAUGCCUAAGAACAGUAAGGGAGUUAAAAGAGAGCUAGAUGACGAUGUUGUGGAAUCAGUUAAGGAUCUUCUGUCCAAUGAGGAUACCAAUGAUGAAAGCUUUAAAAAGAGUGAGUUGAUGGUCCACGAUGACUUAGAUAAAGACAGAGAUAUUGAAGAAGGAUCCGAUAUCGAGGAUGAAAGACCAGCAUGGAGCAGCAAACUACAGUACAUACUUGCGCAAGUUGGAUUUUCUGUUGGUUUGGGAAAUGUCUGGAGAUUCCCAUACUUGUGUCAGAAAAAUGGUGGAGGUGCCUAUUUAGUGCCAUAUUUAAUACUCCUCCUGGUGAUUGGAAUCCCACUCUUUUUCUUGGAGCUCUCUGUUGGGCAGAGAAUACGCAGAGGAAGUAUUGGAGUCUGGAAUUAUAUUAGCCCUAAAAUGGGAGGAAUUGGAUUUGCAAGUUGCAUUGUUUGCUUGUUUGUGUCCCUUUACUACAACGUCAUCAUUGGAUGGAGUUUAUUUUAUUUCUCUCAGUCAUUUCAACAUCCACUUCCGUGGGAUCAGUGCCCUUUGGUGAAAAAUGCUACUAAUACUUAUGUGGAACCCGAAUGUGAGAAGAGUUCAGCAACUACCUAUUAUUGGUACCGAGAAGCUCUGGAUAUUUCUGACUCAAUCGCAGAAGGUGGAGGACUAAACUGGAGGAUGACACUUUGCUUGCUGGCUGCCUGGGUAUUAGUCUGUCUGGCUAUGAUUAGAGGCAUUCAGUCUUCAGGAAAGGUGAUGUACUUCAGUUCUCUCUUCCCAUAUGUCGUCCUUACAUGCUUCCUUGUUCGAGCUUUACUUUUAAAUGGAUCUAUUGAUGGCAUUCGACACAUGUUUACGCCUAAGCUUGAGAUUAUGUUGGAGCCCAAAGUAUGGAGAGAAGCCGCCACACAAGUGUUCUUUGCGUUAGGGCUGGGAUUUGGAGGAGUCAUUGCUUUUUCAAGCUACAACAAGAGAGACAACAACUGCCAUUUUGAUGCUGUCCUUGUGUCACUCAUCAACUUUUUUACUUCGGUUCUAGCCACUUUGGUGGUGUUUGCAGUAUUAGGAUUUAAGGCAAAUAUCAUGAAUGAGAGCUGCGUCUCUGAAAACACUGGAAGAAUAGUCAGACUUCUUGAAAUGGGCAAUCUUAGUCGAGAUAUUAUUCCCCAUCACAUCAAUUUCUCAAGUGUUACUACAAAGGACUACCAGCAGGUGUAUGAUAUCAUUAAGAAUGUAAAAGAGGAAGAAUUUGGCCAGCUCGGGUUAGCUGCUUGUCAGAUUGAAGAUGAACUUGAUAAAUCUGUGCAGGGAACCGGUCUGGCCUUCAUUGCUUUUACUGAAGCUAUGACACAUUUCCCAGCUUCACCAUUCUGGUCAGUGAUGUUCUUCCUCAUGUUGGUGAACUUGGGCCUUGGUAGUAUGUUUGGAACCAUUGAGGGAAUUACCACACCCAUUGUUGAUACAUUUAAAGUGAGGAAGGAAUAUCUUACGGUUGGAUGUUGCCUUUUGUCAUUCUGCAUUGGACUUCUGUUUGUGCAGCGAUCAGGAAAUUAUUUUGUAACUAUGUUUGAUGAUUAUUCUGCUACAUUGCCUCUGCUCGUCAUCGUCAUCUUAGAAAAUGUUACUAUUGCCUGGAUAUAUGGGAUAGACAAGUUCAUGGAUGACCUAAAGGAUAUGCUUGGUUUUACACCUUACAAAUACUAUUACUAUAUGUGGAAAUAUCUUUCCCCUGUUUUGCUAAUCAUUUUGCUUGUUGCGAGUAUAGUUCAAAUGGGAUUCACCCCACCAGCUUACUAUGCAUGGAUUGCGGAAAAGGCCGACGAAGAACGUCUCAGCUACCCGACAUGGGGGCUUGUGGUUUGUAUAUCACUCAUAGCCUUUGCUUUAUUGCCAAUACCUCUAGUUUUCAUUGUUCGUUUCUUCAACCUCAUUGAUGACAGCAGUGGCAGCCUGGCAUCAGUGUCUUAUAAGAGAGGACGCAUUAUCAAGGAACUGUCCAAUCCAGAAGAAGAUGAUGCUAGUCUAAUUCAUGAGAAGAUUCAAAGUGAAAUGCCAUCUCCAAACAUUGGAAACAGUAUUUACAGGAAGCAAAGCGGAUCACCAGCUUUCAAUCUGGAUACAGCUCCCAACGGGCGUUAUGGUAUUGGGUACUUAAUGGCAGAUGCGCCAGACAUGCCUGAAUCUGACUUAUAGCUGAAUCUACAAGCAAAUGACAAAAAGAAA